AGUGCCUGCCACUACCAGACGCCCCCAAACCAAAACGAACAAACUCCAAUCAAUCAAACAACAACCUGUCCAAACCAUUUCAAAAAAGUAAGCAACCUCUCAGUUAAAUUGAAUGCUGUGCUGAAAAUAAUUUUUAAGUUUAUAAUCAUAAUUAGUUAUGGGAACGGGUUCGGAGUCGGAGUCCGACGCCAACGCCAACGGAUGGGGCAGAGCUCGAGGACUGGUAGUCAAAACAGUGGUGCUCAUAGGCGGCGCUUUUCUCCUCAAACGUCUCACCAAAUCUAAAACUCGAUGGGACCAUGCCCGUAUUGUUGCCGACGCCCUUACUGGCGAAAAGUUUUCGAGGGAACAGGCGUCUAGAGAUCCUGAUAAUUACUUCAAUAUCAGAAUGGUGACGUGCCCGGCAGCCGAGAUGGUUGAUGGUUCGAAGGUCUUAUAUUUUGAGCAAGCAUUUUGGAGGACUCCUCAAAAGCCCUUUCGACAGAGAUUUUAUAUGGUCAAGCCUUGCCCAAAAGAAUUGAAAUGUGAUGUUGAGGUAAAUUCAUCUGCCAUUAGAGAAGUUGAGGAGUAUAAAAACUUCUGUGAUCGCUCAAAGGAUCAGCGCCCACUGCCUGAAGAAGUUAUUGGUGACAUUGGAGAACAUUUGACAACUGUUUAUCUCAGACGCUGUGACCGUGGAAAACGCUGCUUAUAUGAAGGUUCAUCUCCACCAGGCGGAUUCCCAAAUUCUUGGAAUGGGGCUACCCACUGUACUUCAGAACUUGCAGUGUUGAAGAAUAAUGAGAUACAUACCUGGGAUAGAGGCUACGAUGAUGAUGGAAAUCAAGUGUGGGGAGUGAAAGAAGGUCCUUACGAGUUCAAACCGGCACCUAAUUCUAGUUUCAAUGACAUGUUCUCUCCUCUAAAUUUCCCUCCUCCGCUGUCCAUGGAGAAGAAAAUAGAGGGUUCAUUUGUCUUGCAAGAAUGAUAACUGGUUACUUGUAACAAUAGCAAUGUAAAUUUUAAACUUUUAAUAUCUGUCAAAUAUAUUUCCUUGACCAUUUUAGU
Messenger RNA from Pistacia vera, 1047 nucleotides. RefSeq names its product chromophore lyase CRL, chloroplastic. The transcript has 9 exons. Gene Ontology annotation, molecular function: lyase activity. The coding region runs from base 158 to 967 and encodes 269 amino acids. The record is from RefSeq and is a predicted model, not a curated record. Lineage: Eukaryota; Viridiplantae; Streptophyta; Magnoliopsida; Sapindales; Anacardiaceae. Gene Ontology annotation, biological process: protein-phycocyanobilin linkage.